This is a messenger RNA of Laccaria bicolor S238N-H82, 262 nucleotides long. RefSeq lists its product as uncharacterized. The transcript has a single exon. Bases 89 to 262 code for a protein of 57 amino acids. NCBI's taxonomy places the organism in Eukaryota, Fungi, Basidiomycota, Agaricomycetes, Agaricales, Hydnangiaceae. The record is from RefSeq and is a predicted model, not a curated record.
UUUUUUCUCUACCUAACACGCUCGUCCCUAUGGCUGUACCUGUCGCUUGCGAUCGGGUACUUGGAAGACCAAACGUUCAACAGAAGGAAUGCAACAUAUAGAGAAACAAAGUAACUACCCCGCCCACGUUAACGGAUGCCCCUCUAAACGGCGUUUCCGUGCCGGGCUGGAUGGGGGAAUGAUCGCCAUGGGCGUGCCUCCACCAGUGCAUGAGGGGAUCUCCAGGGGGUUAGGUAUAAACGGCACUAGGGGCCAUAGGUAG